Molecule: messenger RNA, 1258 nt
Organism: Coregonus sp. 'balchen'
Lineage: Eukaryota; Metazoa; Chordata; Actinopteri; Salmoniformes; Salmonidae
Source: the annotation of a GenBank genome assembly
UUCCUGCCGUCGGACCUGGCCAACUCAGUGUUGAGCCGGCAGCGCAGGGACAACAGCUACCUGCUAGAGGAGAUCAGGCAGGGCAACAUCCAGAGAGAGUGCAGGGAGGAGAUCUGCACCUACGAGGAGGCCAGGGAGGCCUUUGAGAAUGACGAGAAAACUGUGAGUGAGACGCACAUGCAACACACACCAACGCACAUGCAACCCAUGUGUGCAACACACACGCAACCAGGGUUGUGGUCAAUUCCAUUUCAAUUCAGUCUAUUCAGGAAGUAAACUGAAGUUCAAAUUCUAAAAAACAAGUGUUUCUUAUAUGGGAAGCAUUGAGGAAAAUUUGAAUUUUACUUCCUUGUUUGUUUACUUCCUGAAUUGACCCCAACCCUGUAUGCAACACUCGCUCACACAGAUGCACACACAAUGCUCUUUGUCUCGCUAUUGCUCCCUCAUUGACACACACAUACACUCGAUAACAAAAACACUUGUAAUCCUACUCCGAGUGUGCUGGCCUGUGGAAUGUUCCUGCUUUUCAGGAAGUGAUGAUAAUCAGCAGGAAGAGUAGCUGACUCCCUGAGAGUGCUGCUCAAUAGGGAGAGGGUCAUUACUGCAACUAUUGUCAGGAGAGGGAAUGAACAGUCCGUGCAGCACGCACAUGUGGACAGCUUUUUGUUUUUGUUUUGUGUGGGAGCUUUCUGGAGUAUGACAUUCAGAAUGUUGCAAAUGGCAUUUGUAGAUUUCAAAUUUUUCUUUUACUUUAAAUGCCCAGUAAUUGAUCAUUCUGCCCAGUAAUUGGUCUGAUGUAGCUCUCUGAUUGGCUGCAGCAACGGUUCUGGGAGGAGUAUGUACGGGAGAGCAACCCAAGUGGCGGGCUGCAGUCGGUGGUGGGCGGAGUCCACUCCCUCUACCUGAUCCUCCCCUUGCUCCUGGUGCUCCUCCUCAUCGCAGCAGUGGCCAUCACCGUGUGGCGGUGCCACUCCCGCAAGCGCUCAGAGCGCAGCCCCGCCCUGGGGGGCUCCAACCGGGACCCCACCCUAUCGGUGGUCUCCAUGGACCAGUGGGGACGGGACUUCCACGAUCACUCCGAGCUCAGCGUCCACAGCAGCCCCGCCUACCCGGGCUUGGAGGUCACGUCAGCGAGGGGAAGCAGGGGAGAGCCACCGCCAUCUUACGAGGAGGCGGUCGGCAACACAGAUGUGCACAUAGAGACAGAGCCGCCGCCUCAGUAUGAGGACAUCAUUGGCCAUGGGAAGUGAAGUACCCC